Messenger RNA from Danaus chrysippus (African queen), 2142 nucleotides. Lineage: Eukaryota; Metazoa; Arthropoda; Insecta; Lepidoptera; Nymphalidae. The record is from the annotation of a GenBank genome assembly.
AUGUUAAGUAGAGGCAAGCUGUUGGUGAAUAAAGCUUUAGACAUGAGUACUGAAGAUAAUAAUGAAGACAUAACAGCACAAGGUAAUGAAGAACCUAGUAGGGCACAGCCUCUGGAGAAGCUUUCUUCACCUCUAAGCAAUAACUUAACUUCGCCAGAUCGCUUAGAAGAAUAUUCCUCGCCGAUAUUAGACCUACUUGCAAAUUUGUCCCCUUUUAAAAGUCCUGACUAUAUAUCAGGUUCAUCAGAAUAUGGUGAUGAUAUAAUAGUUGCUGGCGGCAAGAAAAUGAGGUUGCCUAAUGGGAAGUCUAGGCGCACUAUCAUAGAAGAGUCUACUUCUGAAGGCGAAAAUACUGCAAAAUCACCAGUGUUUAUACCAUGUUCUGAUGACGAUACAGUGAGUAUUAAUGACAAAGUACCUAAAAAAGGAAGACCAAAGAAAGGUCGAAAAUUUAAGUAUGGUGGUCUAUCUAGGAUGGAAAGAAAGAAAAAUAGACACUCUAAUAAGCCUUUUCACAACUAUAAAAACAUCGAAGUCCAACCAAAAGUAUUUAUUGAUUAUAAAUGUAAUUGUAAAACGAAGUGCUGGGAAAAAAUAGAUUCAAACAAUCGACACAAAAUAUUUGAGACCUUUUACAAACUAGAAAAUUACAAUACUCAGAAUAUGUACAUCGCAGCAAGCGUCAAAGAAGCCGACGUUAAAAGAAGGAUGACUAAUAGCAAUAUGAAGAAAAAAUUCUCUCGUAAAUAUCUAUUAGAUAAAGUCGAAGUAUGCCGGAACUUAUAUGUCAAAACACUUGGUGUUUCAACAAAGAGAGUUAAUACUGCUUUGGCUAAAUUGAGGUCACAAGAUUGUUUAGAUAGAAGAGGAUCAAAAAGUGGAGGUUGGAACAAAUGCAGCGACGAAUUAGUUUCCCAAGUAAUAUGUCAUAUAAACUCUCUUCCUAAGUAUAAAUCACACUAUAGAAGAAGAGAAGCUGAGAAGGUUAGUAAGGCUAUGUACACAAAGUUAUUCUACACUAAUUUUAAUCUUAAACGAGCGCCUCUUAAAAAAGACACUUGUAACAAGUGUGACACAUUACAAGCGAAAUUAACUCAUUGCAAAACUACUGAGGAAAAAACAGCCAUCGAUACAGAACGCGAAGAACAUUGCCGAAAAUGGGAACAGGCGCGGCAUGUAAUGAAGACUGAUUUUAUUCUGGCUACUCAAUGUAAGGAAUUAGAAUGCCUCACGUUUGAUUUACAAAAAACACUUCCAAUGCCUAAGAUACCUACUGGAAUUAUUUACUAUAAACGACAGCUUUGGCUGUAUAAUAUGGGUAUUUAUUCGGCAAAAACCAACACAAGUGGGUGUUUUGUUUGGAUUGAAGGAAUGGCUGGAAAAGGUGCUCAGGAAGUCGGUUCCUGUCUUUUAAAAUACUUAGGCGAGCAUAUUUCUGAAGAUGUCGAGGAACUAAUUUUAUGGAGCGAUUCGUGUGGCGGACAAAAUCGUAAUAUAAAGUUAAUUUUGAUGUUAAAAGCAUUUUUGCAUUGUCAUCCCACUUUGAAAAAAAUAACACAAAAGUUUUUGAUUUCCGGACAUAGUUACCUACCUAAUGACAGAGAUUUUUCCCACAUUGAAUCUGCAAUAAAAAAGUAUCCGAGACUAUACACUCCCGAUGAUUAUAUACAAGUUAUUAAAGAUUGCAAGAAAAAAAACCCUCUUAAAGUUACAUUAAUGGCAAAAUCAGAUUUUCUGGGAACUUCUAAGGUUGAAAAAAUGAUUAUUAAUAGAAAACGUGGUAUUAACAAAGAAUGUAUUAAUUGGCUACAAACUCGAGAAAUAUACAUAGAAAGAGACUCACCAAACUCAAUUUAUUUUAAAACAGACUUCUUUGGUAAUUCUGUGGAAGUCAAUGUAGGUAGAGCACCUGUUCGGGGCAGACCGGGUUUAAUCUUAAUGGAACAUUUAGUUCCCUUGUGGCCGUCAGGGAAACCAGUAUCACCCGCAAAACUUGCCGAUAUACAAUCCAUAUUACAUCUCAUUCCACAAGAUGCACAGAGUUUUUAUCAUGGUCUCAACUGUGAUAAUACUAUAGAAGACGACAUAGAUGGACUAGACACGGUGGAUUUCGAAAUCCAAUUUGAUGAUAACGUCGAAUAA